UUUGUUAUCGUAGUGUUCAGAGUAUUCGGGUUCACAGAGUUUAUAUCUAUAAUGAUCAUGUGGUUUAAAUGCAGCCACUUACAGUAUCACCACCAGGCGGCAGGUCAAGCCAACACACUGUAUUUCAUUCCUCUCUUCCCCUGCAUAGAGAAAGAGAGAGAGAGAGAGAGAGAGAAAGAGAGAGAGAGAGAGAGAGAGAGAGAGAGAGAGAGAGAGAGACACUUGAAAACACAAAGAGAGUUUUGCAAACACUUCCAGGGUCUGAGGAUCUCUCUGUUGCAUGGUACUGUCAUUAACAAAAAGCAGCAGCGGUGGGAGGUUGUCUUUGUGCAUGCAGUGAUGAGAGGGUCCCAACCACAGUGAGAGACCCCCAACACUCACUCAUGCUUUCUCUCUUCUCUGCCCUCCACUUUAACCUCUAAAUUACACUCAGCGAUCUCCUCUUGGAUCAUUUCUUCUUCCAUUUAUACUGAAGACGCCUGUGGAGGAUUGGAAAAAAAAGACUCUGCAAGGAGGAUUACCUUUGCAACUUUUUUUCUUUUCCUUUAGUGAAGUUGAGAUUUUCUUCAGCUGGAAUAAUGCCUUUGCGUUGGAGUAGAAGCUCCUGGUUUCCAGUUGUGUUUGGUGCUGCGCUGGUUGUUCUAACCGCGGGUAAUGCUGGACCGAACCAGGACAGGAAGCAGCCAAGAGCGUCCACAUGCUUUGGAGGCUUCGAUCUCUACUUUGUUUUGGACAAGUCUGGGAGUGUGCAGCAUCACUGGACAGAAAUCUACAACUUUGUUGAACAUCUAGCUCAUAAAUUCAUCAGUCCACAGUUGCGGAUGUCCUUCAUUGUGUUCUCCACUGAGGGAAGCAUCUUAAUGAGCCUGACAGAAGACAGGGAACGCAUUCGUAAAGGUCUGGAGGAGCUCCACAGGGUUCGUCCAGGGGGAGACACCUUCAUGCAUGAGGGCAUCCUGAGGGCCAGUGAGCAGAUAUACUAUGGAAACACAGAAGGUUAUCGCACCGCCAGUGUCGUCAUCGCCCUGACAGACGGAGAGCUGCACGAGGAUCUUUUCUACUACGCUGAGCGGGAGGCCAACCGUUCCCGAAGCCUGGGUGCCUCUGUCUACUGCGUGGGUGUAAAGGACUUCAACGAGACACAGCUGGCGAAGAUUGCUGACAGUAAGGACCAUGUCUUCCCUGUGAAUGAUGGAUUUGAGGCCUUGCAGGGAGUCAUCGACUCGAUCCUGAAGAAGUCCUGUAUCGAGAUCCUGGCAGCAGAGCCUUCUAGUAUCUGUGCAGGAGAGUCCUUCCAAGUGGUGGUGAGAGGCAACGGAUUUCUCCACGCCCGCAAUGUCGAAAAGGUCCUGUGCAGCUUCCGCAUCAACGACACCGUCACUAAGAUGGUGAAGCCUUUGGUUGUGGAAGAUACAUAUCUCCUCUGCCCUGCACCAGUUCUCCAAGAUGAGGGGAUGGCAGCGAACCUUUAUGUCAGUAUGAACGAAGGUCUCAGUUUCAUCUCCAGUUCGGUCACCAUUACCACUGUGGGCUGUUCUGAUGGGACCAUACUGGCCAUAGCUCUGCUCAUCCUGAUGCUGCUGCUGGUCUUGGCGCUCCUCUGGUGGUUCUGGCCUCUCUGCUGCACUGUGAUCAUCCAUGAUCCCCCGCCACCAGCUGCAGACGAGAGUUCGGAUGAUGAAGACUUUGAAGCCCCUAAGAAGAAGUGGCCGACUGUAGACGCCUCCUACUACGGAGGAAGAGGAGUUGGGGGGAUCAAAAGGAUGGAGGUCCGCUGGGGUGAGAAAGGCUCCACUGAAGAAGGAGCAAAGCUGGAAAAGGCCAAAAACGCCAAAGUGAAGAUGCCUGAGCAGGAGUAUGUGGAGGCCCCCAUGCGGAUUCUCAACAACGGCAUGCAUAAACCUCUGGGGCCACGCAAAUGGUACUCACCCAUCAAGAGCAAACUGGAUGCUUUGUGGGUACUUCUAAGAAAAGGCUACGACCGCGUGUCUGUAAUGAGACCUCAUCCGGGUGACAAGGUAAGAACAACUCCAAAAAGCUGCACAGGUUGGCAUAAAACCAGUCAAUCAGCCUGUGUUUUACUGACGGAUGUAAGGAAUUGGCAGAGCAUUAGCAUUUGGCAAAUAAUGAGAAUCUUUUGUUGAGAGAAUGGCCCAGCUGUGAGCAGCAGAGAGGCUCAUGGGAAACCUUGUGGUGAGUUGGGUAUUAGGCUGCAGCGGCUGACU
Molecule: messenger RNA, 2225 nt
Organism: Etheostoma cragini (Arkansas darter)
Lineage: Eukaryota; Metazoa; Chordata; Actinopteri; Perciformes; Percidae
Product: anthrax toxin receptor 1-like
Exons: 17
Coding region: 579-2144 (521 amino acids)
Cellular component (GO): membrane
Molecular function (GO): signaling receptor activity
Source: RefSeq, a predicted model, not a curated record